This is a messenger RNA of Heterocephalus glaber (naked mole-rat), 1895 nucleotides long. Lineage: Eukaryota; Metazoa; Chordata; Mammalia; Rodentia; Bathyergidae. The record is from RefSeq and is a predicted model, not a curated record.
CCCCAUUUCCCGAAGCUCCUUCCUAACUCACCUGGCAGCUAGCUGACUGUGAGAAAAGAGUGGCUAGUCUUCCGGAAGCCGCAUCAAUGGCCUCCGUGCUGUCCUACGAAAGCUUGGUCCACGCAGUGGCAGGAGCGGUGGGUGAAUUAGCAGUUUGGAAACCAUCAGAUUUGGUGACUUGAUUCAUAUUCCAGCCCAGACAUCAUUGUUCUGUGCUGAAGAGGCAUGAUAAUCCACUUUUGUGUGUUGGUAUGAGUCCCUAGCUGUUAUUUCCAUGCUUGGAGGCCAAAGUCUUGACCAGGGAAGUGUGACUGCAAUGACAGUGUUUUUUCCCUUGGAUACAGCUAGACUUCGACUUCAGGUUGAUGAGAAAAGAAAGUCCAAAACUACGCACAUGGUGCUGCUGGAGAUCAUUAAAGAAGAAGGCCUCCUGGCACCGUAUCGAGGGUGGCUUCCAGUUAUUUCCAGUCUCUGCUGCUCCAAUUUUGUCUAUUUCUACACUUUUAAUAGCCUCAAAGCAGUCUGGGUCAAAGGUCAACGUUCGACUACUGGAAAAGAUCUGGUGGUUGGAUUUGUUGCAGGAGUGGUGAAUGUGUUGCUAACAACUCCACUCUGGGUAGUAAACACCAGACUGAAGCUGCAAGGGGCAAAAUUUCGGAAUGAAGACAUUGUACCAACCAACUACAAAGGCAUUAUUGAUGCUUUUCACCAGAUCAUUCGAGAUGAAGGAGUCUUGGCUUUGUGGAAUGGCACAUUUCCCUCCUUGCUGUUGGUCUUCAAUCCUGCUAUCCAAUUCAUGUUCUAUGAAGGUUUAAAACGGCAGCUUUUAAAGAAACGGGUGCAGCUUUCUUCUUUGGAUGUGUUCAUCAUUGGUGCAAUAGCCAAAGCAAUUGCCACCACAGCCACCUAUCCCAUGCAGACGGUACAGUCAAUUCUGAGGUUUGGACGUCACAGACUAAACCCAGAAAACAGAACACUGGGGAGUCUUCGGAAUGUUCUCUAUCUUCUGCGCCAGCGAGUCAAGCGUUUUGGAAUAAUGGGACUCUACAAAGGCCUUGAAGCGAAACUGCUGCAGACAGUCCUCACCGCUGCACUGAUGUUCCUUGUUUAUGAGAAACUGACAGCUGCUACCUUCACCAUCAUGGGGCUGAAGCGUGCUGCCCACAAGCACUGAGAUAUGGCCCGGGAAAAUGCAGACAUUCUUGAGAUGAGGCCUCUCCUUCCAAGUGAAAAGAAGCAAUGCUCCUUUCACUCUGGCUCCUUCCCCCGCACAUGUGACCCUCAGUGGCUGGAAAAGCAUGGAGGGGGAAACAGGGAGUACAGCCCACUGGUCCUGUGGCUGUGUAACUUGCACAAUGGCUGGUUGGAUUUGGCAAAACUUUUCCAUCUGAAGUUUUUCUUAAAAUUACCAGUUAUUCUCUUUCCCCAAACUCUCUCCCAGGUUCUAGGACAAAUUCAGUAACAUAAUUCUUCUCAGAUACUUUUGUGUGUCUUAGUCUUGGUAUUUUUCUCACUAAAAGUAGUAUUUUGCUGGUGCCAUGGGCGUGACUUUAUUUUUAUUGGGCUUUUUUUCUCCUGCUUAAGGGGAGUUAAAUGAACUAUUUUGUGGAGGAAAUGAAUAUUAAUCCCAAAUUCUCUUGCAAACUAUUUGUAAACAACACUAUUCAUUAGUGUUUGAUAUAAUUUUUUAAAAUAUUUUUAAUCAGGAGGCUGGGGAUUUAGCUCAGUGGUUCUGCCGCCUGCCCUAGCAAGCGCAAGGUCCCAAGUACGAUUCCUAGUACCAAAAAGAAAAAUAUUUUGAAUCAGCUCUAUUAAAAAAUGCUUGAAGUUUUAUGUCCAUCCAUAUAAAGCUCCAAUCAGUUUACCCUACUCCAAUAAAUUGUCAGCACAAAAGA